Messenger RNA from Amoebophrya sp. A25, 532 nucleotides. NCBI's taxonomy places the organism in Eukaryota, Dinophyceae, Syndiniales, Amoebophryaceae. The record is from the annotation of a GenBank genome assembly.
GUUGGGGGACGCUGGAGAAGACGACGAGGAGGAGCAUGGGUAUGGUGAAGAAGAAGAAGUUGGAGAAAAAGAACAGCAGAAUAGAUCACUUGGAGAGAUGGACGCAGGCGCAGCAGACGCGCCUUCAGCUGAUGCAGCAACUACAAAUAUUGAAGCGCUUCCAGCACUUGAAGAACGACAGAGACUAACUGUGGCGACUGUCGACCUACAUCAAGAUUCCAAUAGACUACGCACCACGAGGACUACGACACGCACCACUAGUAGUAUUAAGGCUCAGCUUUCAAUGGUCAUUGGGGUUGGUCAGUGAGAUCCCUCUUGAGAGAACAGGGGAAAAUGAAGGAAAAGCAAAGGGAGAGGCAUGGGGCCCAUUUCUUUCAGAGUCAGUGACCAUUGAAUGCUGAGCUUUAAUAGUAGGGAAAUUUUAGCUCCUGUGACCUUGUUUGAUAUCUCAUCGGAUCCUCUAGUACUGGUACAAACGGGGUUGCCAGAGGAGAGGGAGGAAGUUGCUGCCUUAGAAGACGGUCUGGUGUAC